Molecule: messenger RNA, 1047 nt
Organism: Anas platyrhynchos (mallard)
Lineage: Eukaryota; Metazoa; Chordata; Aves; Anseriformes; Anatidae
Gene: RDH8
Product: retinol dehydrogenase 8
Biological process (GO): estrogen biosynthetic process
Cellular component (GO): cytoplasm; cytosol
Molecular function (GO): estradiol 17-beta-dehydrogenase [NAD(P)+] activity
Source: RefSeq, a predicted model, not a curated record
GCCCUGGAGCUGGGGAGCGAGGCCAGGGCCCCAGCCAUGGCUCCCAGGACGGUGCUGAUCACCGGCUGCUCCUCCGGCAUCGGGCUGGCGCUGGCCGUGCGCCUGGCACGGGACAAGCAGCGCCGCUUCCGAGUCAUCGCCACGGUGAGGAACGUGUCUCGGAGCGGGGCUCUGGUGGCGGCGGCGGGGCCAGCGCUGGGCAGGACGCUGGAGAUCAAGCAGCUGGACGUGUGCGACGAGGGCUCCAUCCGCGCCUGCCUCGACAGCAUCCCCGGGCGCCACGUCGAUGUCCUGGUCAGCAACGCCGGCGUGGGGAUGAUCGGACCCCUGGAGUGCCAGAGCCUGGCCGCCAUGCAGGGCCUGAUGGACACCAACUUCUUCGGCCUCGUCCGCCUGGUGAAGGAGGUGCUGCCCGACAUGAAGCGGCGCCGCAGCGGCCACAUCGUGGUCAUCAGCAGCGUCAUGGGGCUGCAGGGCAUCGUCUUCAACGACGUCUACGCUGCCUCCAAGUUCGCCGUGGAGGGCUUCUGCGAGAGCCUGGUGGUGCAGGCGCUGCGCUUCAAUGUGGCCAUCAGCCUGGUGGAGCCGGGGCCGGUGACGACGGAGUUUGAGGCCAAAGUGUACGAGGAGGCUGAGCGCGCAGACUACUCGCAGACUGACCCCGAGACUGCCGAGAUCUUCACCAAGCUCUACCUGAGGAACUCCAGGGACGUCUUCGCCAGCCUGGGGCAGAGCCCCGAGGACAUCGCGGAGCACACGCUGCGGGUGAUCGAGGCGGCCCGGCCACUCCGGCACCAGACCAACGCUGCGUACACGCCGAUGGCCGCGCUGAAACACGCCGACCCCAGCGGUGCCCUGAUGACCGACGCCUUCUACAAACUGGUCUUCAAGUACGACGCCGUGCUGCGGCUCGGCCUCCGCGCCAUCCGCCUGCUGCGCUGGAAAGCCCAGAAGGUGCAGGCGGGCGCCCGGCUGCUGGGCUUCAAAUAACGCCUGCGGGCCCCCAGGGGUGGUCCGGGAGGUGUCCGGGGUGGCGGGGUGGGGGGG